Neospora caninum is the source of this 696-nucleotide messenger RNA. RefSeq lists its product as hypothetical. The coding region runs from base 1 to 696 and encodes 231 amino acids. Lineage: Eukaryota; Apicomplexa; Conoidasida; Eucoccidiorida; Sarcocystidae. The transcript has 3 exons. The record is from RefSeq and is a predicted model, not a curated record.
AUGGCGAAGGGGCUGAGAGCCAAGAGCAAGCGGCGCUACCGCGCAGUGAAGAGACAGUGCGUCGCACAGACAGUCGAGAAAGACCGCCUCGAGUGUCUGAGUGCGCGUCUCCAGCUUCUGCAGCAAGGCAGCAAUCUCGUGGACCUCGAUAUUCAGCCACCGAAUGCGUUUCUUCAUCCAGACACUGCAGGUGCCGUGUUUCCUCAGAAGCUCCCAGGACCGCCUCCGCUGGAUUUCCGGUGCGAGAAAGUUGGUCUCUUGGCAGGCCUCGCGAGCACGCACAACCGGCGAAAAUACACUCCAGAGGAAGAAGAGGACUUUAUGCGGAUGUACGACAAUCUGCCAGGGAAGACCAACUAUCCACGGACUCACUCGCUGCGCAAGCAGCUGCACGCAGAGCGCACCGCGGCGGAUGGGGCCAUGGAGGAUGGGUCCUCUGAGGCAGAAGAGACAGGGGGCGAGAGGGGUGACAUGAGCGACGCGUUCCCCGGAGACAGCGCGAGUGGAGACGCCUACGGACUGCCUGCCAGCAUGAUGAUGACCGACGCCAUGCGAGCGAUGAUGGAUCGGCGCAGAAAAGAAGAGACAUCGCGCGUCCCCGUCAAAGUUAAUCUCCUCGCGACCAAAAAGAAAGCCGAAGCAAAGGCGGCGGCGAGCCGAAUCGGAACCAAGAAACGAAGCAAGAAAGGGAAAUGA